Protomyces lactucae-debilis is the source of this 2367-nucleotide messenger RNA. RefSeq lists its product as uncharacterized. The transcript is spliced from 2 exons. The record is from RefSeq and is a predicted model, not a curated record. The coding region runs from base 261 to 2216 and encodes 651 amino acids. NCBI's taxonomy places the organism in Eukaryota, Fungi, Ascomycota, Taphrinomycetes, Taphrinales, Protomycetaceae.
CAGCAGAGACCCAUGGCACCAUUAGUUGGUCGUCCACUACAAGCAAUACGGCAUGCAUCAAUCAUGACAGAAGCUUUUUGCUGCCUGAGCAUCCAGCUGGCCAGAGGUUACCGAUCAGUCUGCAUCCCCCCACAAAGCGGCAACUUCCGUCGGCUCCACGUUGGACACUCUGGCAUCAACGACACUCUGAUAAACCUUGACAGCGGCAUCUCGGCAUCCGUAGCGACUAGAAAGUACAAGGGACUGGUCACUGAGCAAGCAUGUCAAAAAGAGCAAUCAGGAUCGUGGGUGUCUCCGGCUUUGCUGGUGAUUCUCCCGACUUGUUCAAGAAGAAUCUACUAGCUGCCUCAAAGGAUGCGAACGGCAUAGAUGCGGUGAUUGGAGACUCGCUGGCAGAGUUCAAUCUGUCCAUCUCUGCCAUUGGGCAAUCAAUUGGCAAGCACCCAGGAUGGGAAGCCAAUUUCAUGACUGGCCUCAAAGACUCGCUGUCUCUGGUCAAUGAACUCAAGUGCAAGGUCGUCUCUGAUGGUGGUGGUCUCAAUCCCAAGGGAGCAGCCAUUGAAAUACAGUCUUGGAUUGAUGCCGCGGGCUACGAUCUGAAGGUCGCCUAUGUUGACGGGGACUUGGUGACGAAAGAAGUAUCUGAACAAAUUGCUCGCGGUGAGUCGAUCCGCCAUCUAGACGGCGACAACACCAAUGUUUCGCAUGCAAAUGCAUCGCAAAAGGCUGCUGAGACCUUGCAAGGCCGGAAAAUCAUCUCUGCCAAUUGCUACCUUGGUUCGCGUGCCAUUACUGCUGCGCUUGAAGCUGGUGCGGAUAUUGUCGUCUGCGGUCGUGUGGCAGAUGCAUCGCCAGUGAUGGGACUAGCUGCUUGGUGGCAUGGCUGGGAGGAAGACAACUACGACGCGUACGGCGGUGCCCUCGUUGCAGGACAUCUGAUUGAAUGCAGUGGUUACUCAACAGGUGGCAACUUUUCUGGCUUUGAGCGAUACAGUUUCGAAAGAGAUCUCACUGAUAUUGGCAUGCCGAUAGCUGAAGUUGCUCAUGACGGCACAUGUGUCAUCACCAAACCAGAAAGUCUCCCUGGCUUGGUGAAUGUGGAAACCAUCAAGGCACACUUCCUCUACGAGCUUCAAGGCACAAAAUAUCUUAAUUCAGAUGUUGCUGCUCGUUGUCGGGACAUCGCCAUGUCUCAGCAAGGACCCAGUCGCGUUUUAGUCACUGGCGUCAAGGGCAUGGCACCUCCGGCCACCACCAAGUGUGCCAUCUUUUGGAUUGACGGCUACCAAGUGGAGUACAUGAUUGGUGUGACGGGAAGCAACUACCGUGCAAAGGCUGCUCUUUUCAAACAACAAACCGAGUUCCGCCUCAAGAAGCUUGGCAUCCUCGACAAGCUGAGUAUGCAUGAAGUACAAGAAUAUGGUAUCCCAGAGCCUAACGCUUCAUCACAAUUCCGAGGGACAAGCUUUAUUCGGUGCUUCGUUCAAGCGCCUUCUGCUGAGCUUGUUUCAGCAGUCAUGGCGAGCCAUGCAUCUAUUGGUCUUGAGCACUUUAGCGGUUACCACAGCACUAUCAUGACAAAUCCUGCACAAGGUGUGCCGCGUAUCUAUUUGGGCUACUAUCCUGGACUCUGGGACCUCUCGAAGCUAGAUGUAGGCUUUACAUUAAUUGGAAAGGGUGGUCUGGCUGGUAUACGAACUCGUAUUGAUCGUGUUAAAGGCACAUCGCCACUCAAGGACAUUUACGAAAUUGAUAGCGAUACGACAACCAGUCUUGUCGAGGAGACUGCAUCGGUGUCUGGUAGCGACACGAUCACAACGGAACUUGGCAAUCUCGUGCUUGCGCGAUCAGGCGACAAGGGUGGCAAUAUCAAUAUUGGUCUCUACCCACUUAGUCCUCUCAACAGCUCCGGCGUACCUUCUCAAAUCCCUGUUCCAGAGAUUUACGAAUGGCUCGUUUCGUACUUGACGUGCGAUGUUAUGAAGAAUCUUCUUGGCGAUGACUUCAAACCCUCCAUGUCAAUCGAGCGCGAUCUCUUCCCACAGCUCAAGGCGGUGCAUUUUGUCAUCUAUGGGAUUCUGGGCCGUGGCGUGACGAGCACGUCUGUUUUGGAUAGCCUGGGCAAGGGUUUCGCUGACUGGAUCCGGAGUCGCUACGUCCAGGCGCCAAGGGGCUUGCUUGAGCUCGUUAAGCAGCCAGUCAAGUCGUCCUUGUAGAGGCUAGGCUGUGUCAUCUGAAAAUUUGCCACCCCUGACGCCUUGCUGCAGAAGGACAUUCAAGCGAUCACCGCGUUGACUAUUGAAAUGUUGAGUGGGACUGUAUUCGAAAGAGCAUCCAUACCUGCAAUGCGAGGUCAGAUUUGUGGUU